Molecule: messenger RNA, 14876 nt
Organism: Porites lobata
Lineage: Eukaryota; Metazoa; Cnidaria; Anthozoa; Scleractinia; Poritidae
Source: the annotation of a GenBank genome assembly
UCUUUAUUUUCAGAUUUCAAACGUGAAGCUUUCCCUUGCGGCUACAGCUGUCCAUCUUACUGCUCACCAGAAUGUUCUGAUACCUGCUGUAACCCUUACUCCAUACCCCCAGCUCCUGCCCCACCUCCUCCUCCGCCACAGCCUGGACCACCAGGACCUGAUGGCCCUGUAGGCCCGGCAGGACCUCCUGGGCCAACCGGGCCUAAGGGAAUGCCGGGUCCUCCCGGGCUACCAGGACCCCCAGGACUGCCUGGAGCCCCUGGUAGCUUAGCUGGUCCGCCUGGUAAGUACGAUACCAGCUCAGAAAAAAACGUGUUUACACACAUAACAAAAAUGCCUGUCACCAAAUAAAGUGGCAAUGCCAGUGAAUGACCGUUUUCCUCCCUUCCCUUAUCCGUUAAGGGUAACACCAGAAUUAUACGCCUUGGUUUCUAGAACAAAGCAACGCUGAAAAGGGGGUUGGGAGGGGGCUUCCUUUAUUACUUUGUUCUGUUUAGACGAGAUGGUUGUAUGGUGCGAAAGCUAAUUUUCAGUUAUCGGUAAAUCAUCUUCACGAAUAUUUCUCUUCUAUUAAGGCAUUCCUGGGUCUUCUGGAAGUCCAGGACAACCUGGAAGUAUGGGUGAACUAGGCGACAUGGGAUACCCGGGCCCCCCUGGUCCCCCGGGACCAGCAGGCCAAACAGGACCAAUGGGUAAGCUGCAAGGAAACUUGUCAAAGUUGUUUAGAUCGAAAUGUCUCUGACAGUCAGCGGCUUAUAUUAUGGCGUAGUUUGUUAGCUUUAGCUUUUAAUCUACUCAACCUCUACCCAGCAAGUUAUGAAGAUUCCCUAAAGUUCUUCAGGCGAGCAGAUCAAACCACAAUACAACCCAACAUUAAUUAUCGGAGCCAAAAAAUCAAACAAACAUAUGCAGUUCGACCUCGAGCGGGUGAUUGUUGAUUAUCUUGAAAGAACAGAAGUUGACGUAAGGUCACUUCUUUUUCACAAUAUGGAAUAAUUUGGGAUACUUUGCAAAAAUUAAACGAGGAUUUAAUGUUUUUUUUUUUUUUAAAGACCUGUCCUUUUGACAUGUUUGUCAUUUGGAUUUCAACAGUUUUUUAGUUGGUGGGGAGGGGGGGGGGGGGGGGGGUCGAAAGCCUGUCACUAUCCUGUCGCUAUUUUCUACUCGAUAAAGAGAUGGUUACGUUCUGGUCGCCUGAAACCACUUGAACCUUAUUCAUUUUCACGCCUUGUGCCGUUUUGUGCCAUGACAUUGGUACUAUGACUGUAUAUACAUGGAUGCAAAGUGUAUUCACUUCGAACUCUGGAAAAGUACUAGGCCCUUACGGUUCAGUGUUCCCUAAUGUAAAUCCCGUUUGACUAGCAAUCGGGGAGUUCGUUAGCUCGAGUUGUUUCUGAUAUUUUUCAGUGGAUUGUCUAUAAACCACAGCUUGGGCAGCUAUUCAACAACAAUUCCACUAUCUAUGAACAAAUAACUAUUCGUUUUAUAACAGGACCAAAAGGAGUUCCUGGUGAAAACGGCCCCGUGGGCGCUAUCGGAGAGAUGGGCAUCCCGGGAGACCAGGGUCUUCCAGGUCCCCCGGGUCUUCCAGGACCAGCAGGACUACCCGGAGUUCCAGGUACUCAAGCCAUCGCGCCAUGUCCAGAGAUUUGUGAGACUAUCUGCAUUAGCUCAUGUCGCAGCGACUGCUGCAAACAGAAUGAUGCUGCUGCAUCUGGAGGUAACCGGAACUUCUGUUCUAAGAAAUACGUUUUUCCUUUCUUUUUAACGGAGCAAGGAUUUGCUGCUCAGGUCACCAUUUGUACUCUUCAAAUUACGCACUUGAAACCAAAAAUGGUCCGCAUGACGAGGGAUCUUGAAUAAUUGGCGACUCUCUUUUUAUUUAAUAAAAGGUCAAUAUUGCAUGUUGCCAACACAGAUCUGCUCAACGCAUGAGUAAAUUCAAAAAUACAGUCGACUCUCUUAACGGACACCUCUAUAAGACGGACACCUCUGUAAAACGGACACCUAUAGAGUUGGUCCCUGCCUUUGCUUAUUCCCUUUAUUUGACGCUUCAUAAGACGGACAUCUCCAUAAGACGGACACUUUGUGCCGGUCCCAAAGGUGUCAGUCUUGGAGAGAGUUGGCUGUAUGCCUAAAAGUAUAAAUCAUAAUUCAUUUCCCCACGCUCUCUUAACAACUAAGGAAUUGCUGCAGCGAGUGGCUCGACUGGAGCGGCAGGAGCUGCGGGAAAUCAAGGCUCCCCAGGAGCGGUUGGAGAUCCGGGUGCUCGUGGUCCACCGGGACCUCCUGGACCGCCGGCAACAGCACCGCCCAUUUUAUAUGGUCCACCCCCCGGAAAGCCUUGGCCAGCAGGUUUGUGCGGUACUCUAUAUUAAAAAAAAAAUAUGAUAAUAGCGAAAAGAGUACUGAUUAAUAAAUAUAUGGUAUCUUCAGAUUCCGAUCGUUGAGUGUUCUUUUUGCAAUUCAGACGAUCUCCAACCUACUUUUUCAAGUUAGCGGAAGAAUAAGGAUGGCACCAGUAAAACAGGAUAUCCAGUACCAAUAAUUAUUAUGAUACGCUGCAGAUGUUUUGCCCAAAGACGGCGUGUGUCCCUCAAAAUAAAUUUGAACUGUCGCUCGUUGCGCGGAUCGGACAAAGAAAUUUUAUCUAGGUCUUGCCUGUCUUCUGAACGCGCAAAAUGUUAGAAAUAAGACUACGAUAACUUGAACGUACUAGCCUUACAAGCAAAAACGUUAUGCGAAAAGAGAUGCUUGUCCUCCUGAAACGUAAUGGCGAAAAACUUUAGUUUCAUUCUAAUUGUGGUCAUUUAUUUAUGUAUCCUGUCAAAAAGACAGGGUCAUCUUGGCCGGAUAUUGUCCCUUAACCGGCUGUUAAUUUGAGCCCUGAUCUAUUCCUGGCACUCUUAUCGCAGGUGUACCGCUGCCAACCUGGACCAGCAAGGAAGGAGGAACUGGACCUGACGGAGCACCAGGAACAGCAGGGGCACAGGGAAAUCAAGGCUCCCCUGGUACAAUGGGAGACCCAGGGGCACCUGGUCCACCGGGACCUCCAGGACCUCCGGCAACAGCACCACCUAUUUUAUAUGGUCCCCCACCGGGAAAACCUUGGCCAGCAGGUAUUAAAAAUUUGCGGACAAAAUACUCAGAUAUACCCAAGGAGGUAUUUUUAGUUAGAACAUGUACGUUCUUGGUUAAGAGAAUGAGAAACCAAACUUAUAAUUUCGCACUAGUUACACUGGUACUGUAUCAGAUUUCAUUUGCAAUAGUUUUUGUGAGUAUUGCAGGAAAAUCAAGGAUUAUUCCCAAAAUCAGUGCAAUAAUUCCUCAUAAUUAUGAAAUGAUGAUCUGCCGACUUCAUCGGCGUAAAGAUGAGAACAUGCUUUGACUUGGAGAAGACAACAGUAUAUACAUGUAACUUAACCCCAUGCGACUUCGGCAUGUUAGGAGUUCCUCUCCCGAGUGGGUCAGAGAUGGGAACAGGAGCGGAUGGAGCAACGGGAACAGCAGGAGUUGCUGGAAAUCAAGGCUCCCCAGGAGCAGUUGGCGAUCCGGGCGCCCCUGGUCCACCGGGACCUCCAGGACCCCCGGCAACAGCACCACCUAUUUUAUAUGGUCCACCACCUGGGAAACCUUGGCCAGCAGGUAUUACAAACUUGCUUCAAUUUAUUGUGAGUUUGUACGUACAUAAGUUUGAAGAGAGCGAGGAAACAAGCGCGUAGGUUUGCACAGGUACUAUAUUCAUAUUUUACUUUCGAAGUUCUAGUAAAUAUUCCAACAAAAAAAUUUCCAAAAAUGUGUUAAUCUCCAAACCAUUACAAUAAUGCUAUGAAAUUAUCAAAGGGAGCGAAGGUCUGCCAACUACAAGGCGUAACGCUGAAAACAUGCUUUGACGUGCAGACAACAUGAGUUUCUGAACAUAGUGUUUACCCAUGCGACUUUGGCUAUUUCAGGCGUUCCUCUUCCGAGUGGGCCAGAAGUGGGAACAGGAGCGGAUGGAGCAUCUGGAACAGCAGGAGCUGUGGGCAAUCAAGGCUCCCCAGGAGCAGUUGGCGAUCCGGGUGCCCCUGGUCCACCGGGACCUCCAGGACCUCCGGCAACAGCACCACCUAUAUUAUAUGGUCCACCACCUGGAAAGCCUUGGCCAGCAGGUUUACUUUCAAUCAUAUUUAAAUUAGAUUUUAGUGAUGCCAUCUAUAGUCUACUGAGUUUAAGUAAAUUCGCUGAGCUCGCAGAACCUGAAUUUACGCUCACCAUAAGUUCGCCAAGGUUGCCCACGGUCGACUCACUGCUGGAAACGUAUUACAAUAAAGAGAAGUGUCUUGAAUACCUUUUUAAAGUAGCUGACAGUUUUUGAGUUACAGUCGUGUAAAUACAAACUAUACGAAGUCUUAGCAAAAUAACUGUACCGAUAUAUAUAAGGUGCUUCAUCAAGUCAGAUGAUUUUCCCUCUGGUCACCUUUCAUUAUUCUCGUUGCUUCAUCUAACCUAAGCUACUCACCACCAAGGGAUGUUAUCUACUGCUACUGGGGUCUCCUCUCAAUUAAAGAACUUAUUUAAUUAGUGGCAAAAUCAAAAGAAUCUACAGUUGACUAUAACCAGUAUUACUUAAUACCAUUCUCAUUAACUUUGGCUUUCCUUUGUGGAUCAGAAGUAACUACCAGAGCACAUGGGGCUUAGAUAUUUAUAAUGAGAGGCUGUUUCUCUAAAGAAUCUACAGUUGACUAUAACCACUAUUACUUAAUAUCAUUCUCAUUAACUUUGGCUUUCCUUUGUGGAUCAGAAGUGGCUACCAGAGCGGACAGGGCUUAGAUAAUUACAAUGAGAGGCUGUUUCUCCCUUCUAUUUUUAGGAGUACCCUUGCCAGUUUGGCCUGAUGAUGGAGCAACACCAAAUCACAAACCAACGGGUAGGUGCCAGGCGGCUUUACCAGCUGGUGGGCUUUGCAGUUGAGGAUAUAAUCUUUAGCCGUGGAUACUUUAGAAGUUUGUGAUGAUAUGAAAUAGUUUGUAUCGAAGUCUUCUUCUUUACUAUCAUUUCCUUAAUUCUGACUCAAUAUGGCGGUGAGAGAAUAUGCAAAAGUAUAAUAACCGAUUAGGUAAAAAAGUUAAAGGCGUACACGAGCAAAAGCCCCAAACGACUUAUCCCGGUUUCAUUAGCAUGAAGCAUGCGAAGAAAGACGAGAUGCUAGUCCAUCGUAAGGUUACCGCCCAGCAGUAUGUCGCCGGUACCCAUUUAUACACCUGGUUGAAGAGAGACAAUGUGGAGUAAAGUUCCUUGUCUAAGGAAACAACGCGACGGGCGAAGCCCUCCAGAUCCGGAGUUCAAGGUAUAAACCGCUCGGCCACACACGCCUUCUCAUAAUAUUUCAUUAAGAACGCUCAGAUAGAACGCGCACGGUCCACUAGACGAUAGUUUACAGUCCAAUUUACGAAUGCAGAGACGCUUAAUGGAUAUUAAUUGUAUUGGUUGGUCAGCCAGCUGCUGCGGCACUCUUUAGCGGUGCUUGUGAAAUCAUUAUGACGAUACUACGAAAUCAUUAUAACGGUAGUAAUGAUGAUGAUGACUUUGUUAUGGUGACGAUGAUGACGACGAUAAUGAUAUCAGUUAUUAUGACUAAAUUUCGUAUUUUUUUUUGUGAUAUUAGAACCAGUAGGCCCGGCCGCUCCUGCAGAUUCCACUGGUUCACAAGGUGCAACAGGUAAAAUCCUUAUUCUUUUGUAGUGUCAGUAAAUGUAGUCCGCUAGAAAAAAAAAUAAUGUCAUUGAAAAGAAGUGCUGAAAAGCAUUUUCUCUUUUGAAUUGUCGCACUUUAAAUUCUCCUCAUACUGACUAUUUAAAGAAUUCCCUUUGUGAAUCGACUGUCGUUCAACUGUAAGCUUGAACUGUAAGCUUAAAGCUUGGUCGGGAAAAGAUGUGGUUUCUCCACAUCACUGGUUGAAAGAAAAGCUUUCAUUAAAGAGUGUUUAAUUAUUUUCAACCCCAAUGACAAAAACAAUGGACCUCGUAAAUCCGUUUGUUCUAAGGAUCUUUAGACCCCAUGCCCGAUGUGACCACUGGCUGCCAUUGGGUCUCGGUCUCCCUAGCCUACUGGUUGCUUUCUGCCACCUUCGAUUUUAAUCCCUUUAUGUUAUAUUUGUAAUAUUUGUCUCUUAUUACUUGUGUCUGUAGAACUAAGUGCACUUUAAUCAGAAACAAAGCAUUUACCAUUUCAUAUCAAGUAAGUUGACGUUGCAAGCUUUUUCUUUAAAUAAGGACCAGUAGGACCCCAAGGUUCACAAGGGGAAAUGGGAGCGAUGGGAGCACCUGGUGCUCAGGGAGACCCCGGAUCGGCAGGAUUUUCCGGACCACCAGGACCACCUGGUCCUCCAGGCAUACCUGGUCCACCAGCUACAAACGCGUCUUCUGUAACACCUUCCUUCACCUCUGCGGCUUCUGGAGCAGCUGGACCGACAGGUAGGAGAUUCUACAGUUAACUCCCGAUAUCUCGAACCCUCGCUAACUCGAACCUCGCGCUAAAUCGAACCAAAAUCGAUUUCCCCUCGAUUUCCGUCAUUCAUCUACUGUAAUUUUACACUCGAUAACUCGAACCUCCCUCUAACUCAAAGUAAUUUUUGUUUCCCCUCAGAUCAUUUCUAUAUAAUUUUACCCUCGAUCAACUCGAAUCAUGUUUUGAGCCCUUAAAAAGUCGGGAAAAAAAACAGUGUAAUGACGUCGGAAACAUUGAAUUUUGAAUUUCCCAUUGACGUUUUGUAGGCAUAUAGAUUACUAGUGGAUCGAUAGUGGAGUCUGAUGUUAUUUGUCACUAAUCUAACGUGAAACAGCUUUACUUCUCAAAAAGUAGAAUGCAUGCUCUAUUUAAGCAAUGUUUUGUUACCUUACGUUCUGAUUUAUUACUAUCGGGAGAUUUCCCAUUAAACUCACGCUAUACUUCUAAUCAUGAAAAUAUGCCUUUCAAUAGAUUGAAAUCUAGGGCAAUUUAUUAGAUGCAGCACAGAAUAUUAAACAAACAAAAAAAUAAAAUCAUAGUUGUAGGUAAGGCAAGGCAAAUCAACUUUCAAUUGGCAAGUUUAUGUUGUACAGACCAUAUUGCUUCAAUCUUGUUUCCGUUGCAAAUUUUGAAUCAUUCAGGUAUGACGGGAUCUAAGGGUCUUCAAGGAGACCAGGGAGCAAUGGGAGCAAUGGGAGCACCAGGGGAUCAAGGUGAUCAAGGAGCCGCAGGACCCCCUGGACCCCCGGGGCCACCAGGACUUCCCGGAAUACCUUCUACUUCUGCGAGCGCUGCCCCUGUUAGUCCAGCUGCAGGAGCAUCUGGUCCCACAGGUCAGGACGUCUUGAAUUGUAUAGUCAUAAUUCAGAAAAAAAAUUCGAAUUAUUUCCAAGAAGUCAUUUGAUUCUCACACUGAUCCUAUAUUAGCUCAUAUUCAAAAGAUUGCAAAUACUGAGUUCUCUGAAAUUUACUUUUUUCAACUUGGAAAGUUUAUGUAUUCUUAUAAAUUAAGCCUGCUUCCUAAUGUAUUCAAAGGAACGUUUUUAACGACCAAUCAAGUUCAUUACCAUAAUACCAGAAAUUCAAAAACACACUACUUAUUUCCUGCACGAACGAAUAUAAGGGUCCUAAAAUUUUCAAUUCACUUAAUUACGAUAUAAAAAGUGCUGCUACUACUAUCUUGAAAACAUUUCAUUUUAGCUGAUUCACCAUUUGUAAAUAAUACUUGUUUUUUCCUUUUUUCUGUUUUGUUUUGCUUGCUUUUUAUCCUAAUUAUGUUUCAGUAUGAUUUCGCCGCUUAUUUAUUUAACAAUUAAUGAAUGAAGCUGAGUAUCUUAUGAGGAAUUACGGAGAUACGAUCUCCAUAAUUCUUCAUAUGAUACGAACGCCAAAUUCAAUAAUUGUUUGAUUAUUCAUUCAAAAUAAUUCCUAGUUUAAAUACCUAGCUAAAACAUGCUUACCUCCAUCGAUGUUAAGAGAGUGUCUCUGUAAGAGCGGUCCGGUCGAUUUUCCUUGAGACACAGAUUUAGCUCAUUUCUUGUGUGUUGUAAGACAUUCAUGUACCUAUACUAAAACCACAAUCCGUUUGAUCGAAUCUCUUUAUUUUUCAGAGUUUUACGGAAAUUAAAUUUCACUCGAGCGAAGGCCUGUCGUGACACUUUUCAAGACGUUAAUUUGAGGCAACUUUGCCGGACAAUUUACAACAAACUACGGAACUCAGCAAAAAACAAAUACCACAGCCAUGUAUAUUAACACUAUCUUAUCCAUCGACGCGACAUUCGUGAACAUCACGUUUCAAUCAAGCAAACAGGAAGACUUGAACGACACCUUAUCGGUUCGCUUAAGUCACACACGCGAAAACCGAUCAAAUUCAAGGCACAUUUUUGAAAAAGUGAGGCGUUGUUAAUUGAUCCAACUAAUAUAGCUAGGAAGUAGGUGCCAUAGAAAAGGUAACUACGGAAAAAAACUUUGCGGCCCGACCUUUACUAAAACUUUAUAACUGCGUGAACUUACCUCAUUUUCGGCAACCUCCAAGUUUUGCCGCCAUUUUGAGGGACUUGUCAACAUGAAGCGUAGCAGAUAUAAAUCGAGCAGGUAGAUCUAAAACAGUCAGAAAUAUAUACGAAAGCAUUCAAAUGAACUUCACUUUCAAUUCAAGGGGCAAAAUUUGUCACUGUUCGUUAAACCUACCAUUCCUACAUCCCCAUGCGACCAUUUCUUCCAACAAUUCAAACAUUACAACUAGUGACCACUAGUGUUCGAAUUUCCCUUGUCGAUUCCACCGUAAGAAAUAACCUGUGCCCCCCAAGCUUCGACUCGAAUGUGAAGUACGAAUCAAACAAAUAACUACGUCAUCUUCGAGGCCAUAUCACGCUGGUAUUUUGAUUUUCUGAUCGACAAGAACGGUGAUCAGGAGGUGAUCGCCAUGUUUACCUGAUAAAGGUGACCGCUGACCAGCCGCUGAAUGAAAACAGUACGGCGCGGGGUGGUGUGGGUGGCGGACUUAUCGUGAUAAGAUAUUCGAAUACACGCUAAAAAAGCUUUAGGACUCUCAGUCUAAACAGUGAAGGCAUGCUUCAUGGUACAGACAACUUUUAUUUUAUCCUCAUAACUUUUUCCUUUAAAUUAGAACUGGUAUUAAUUAAUAGAGUUAUUUAAAUAUUUUUAACCGAGGUACCCAUAUGAGCUUUUUUCUUGUCCUCAGUGGUAUAAAAUAAGGUGUCUUUUCUUCCAGAACCUUUUAUUUAUGCGUUAUUGCACGGAAUGAACACUAGACUUAGAAGGUUUGUUCUAAAUCAUUUUGCUGUUCCCAAGAAUGUAUGCAAAAUUAUAGCUUUAUACAAAGCUGACUCUAAAAAAUGAUUUUCCGUAACAGUAACCAAUGUCAUUUAGGUAAGAUGUUAAUAAAACUAGCAAUGUACAAUUUUUAGCGUUUUCCACUUAUAAGCCUGACAUACAAUUGUCAAGUGAACUAUGUUAGUUUCAACUCAUUCCUUGAUUCGAUGUGACCUUUUAUCACUAAACCCCAUUCUUUUCAUUUGCAAUUUUCCUGUACUUUUUAUUUCAUAUGACAACGACAAAGAGUUUUAUAAGUAAACCGAUUCUUUGGUGUACCACGCUUAUUACGUUGUAUAUUCAAAUACAUGCAAAAGGCCGGCUAAAUAAGUUCUUCCCUUUGCUCCUAAUUUUUUGGGUUGCCUUCGCCCCAUGCCUCUGCACGACUCACUGUCGGCUAAAAGGAAAUUUGAAAGACUGCUAUGCAGGACACAUUUUUUUUUUCUCCAUUUACCCUUUCCAUUUUUUUAUAAGUGUGUAAAGAUAUAAAAAACACGAAGGUUUUUACAAGUAAACUGUUUUUUUUUGUACUACUCUUAAUAUAUACAUAUACUUUGUUCUCACAAAAUGGUGGCUAAGAACGGCUGAAUAUAUACCUACUUGGAAAUAAAAUGAUGCUGUUUGGUUUCUCGUUAAAACAUUACGUAAGAGUGACGCAUGUCCGUUCAAAUUGUGACAAAACCACCUCACAAAGUCAAAGCAAAAGAGAAAAAAGUGUAAUUUUCAUAGCCAACUUACAAUCUCUCCUUUAUAGACAGCUACAAGGGCCAUUGGGUCACUGCUUGAUGGUGUAAUUAUCCUUCCACUGAGCACUGGAAUUAAUUCAUGGGUCAUUUCCUUUAUUUUUGACAUUAGAACAGCUUUGAAAUCACUAGAUUUAAGCUGGGUUGAAAAAUCCUCAUCCCUUACCCUUUCAGAAGACGGCAGUACCAACGUUAUCGAGAGACAGGGUAGCGAACCUUUCCAGUCGAAUUUAAGUGAAGGAUGGGCACUUCAUAAGCCAAAAGGUGGCGCUGUUCGCUUCUAAGAGAAAGUAAGGCAGUAUCUCACCUCCAAGUUUGAAAUUGGUGAGCAAUCUGGAAGUAAAGAGGAUCUGCGACAAGUCUCGCAAGAUAUGAGGAAAGCAAAGGGGGAAAACGGGGAGCGCCUGUUUUCCCGGGAAGAGUGGCUGACCAAAGCCCAAAUACAAGGAUUUUUCUUCCGUUUGUCCUCCUCAAGAUGGAGACGGGCAGGUUCGUCUCCGAGCACCGCGGUUGACGAUAAAUCUGACGAGGAAUUAAUUGACGAGGAAGAAGUGAAUCACAUGACCACUGUCGAAUCAGUUGUAACAGAAAUUGGCUUGACGCAUCCGAUUGUCUAUGACAUUUAUGACUUGUACGUGUGACUACGUCAAGGAGGGAAAAUUGAACUAUUUUACUGUUUCCAUGCUUAAGAAAAUCUGUACUUUCUUCGAGCUCCCAUUUAAAUGGAAGUCGUGCAGAGGCAUGGCGCGAAGGCAACCCAAAAAAUUAGGAGCAGGAGGAGGAGCUUAUUUAGCCGACCUUUUGCAUGUAUUUGUAUAUACAAUGUGAUAAGCGUGGUACACCAAAAAAUCAGUUUACUUAUAAGACUCUUCGUCGUUGUCGCAUGAAAAAAAAGUACAAGAAAAUUGCAAAUGAAAAGAAUAGGGUUUAGUGAUAAAAGGUCACAUCGAAUCAAGAAAUGAGCUGAAGCUAACAUAGUUCACUUGACAAUUGUAUGUCAGGCUUAUAAGUGGAAAACACUAAAAAUUGUACAUUACUUGUUUUAUUAACACCUUACGUAAAUGACAUUAGUUACUAUCACGGAAAAUCAUAUUUUAGAGUCAGAUUUGUAUAAAGCAAUGAUUUUGCAUACAUUCUUGGGAACAGCAAAAAUGACUUAGAACAAACCUUCUAAGUAUAGUGUUCAUUCCGUGCAAUAACGCAUAAAUAAAAGGGUCUGGAAGAAAAGACACCUCAUUUUACACCACUGAGGACAAGCAAAAAGCUCAUAUGGGUACCUCGGUUAAAAAUAUUUAAAUAACUCUAUUAAUUAAUACCAGUUCUAAUUUAAAGGAAAAAGUUAUGAGAAUAAACCAAAAGUUGUCUGUACCACGAAGCAUGCCUUCACUGUUUAGACUGAGAGUCCCAAAGCUUUUUUAGCGUGUAUUCGAAUAUCUUAUCACGAUAAGUCCGCCACCCACACCACCCCGCGGCGUACUGUUUUCACUCAGCGGCUACGGCUUAAUAGAAGGUCCAAUAGCUUCCUAUGGUCAGCGGUCACCUUUGUGAGGUAAACAUGGCGAUCACCUCCUGAUCACCGUUCUUGUCGAUCAGAAAAUCAAAAUACCAGCGUGAUAUGGCCUCGAAGAUGACGUAGUUAUUUGUUUGAUUCGUACUUCACAUUCGAGUCGAAGCUUGGGGGGCACAGGUUAUUUCUUACGGUGGAAUCGACAAGGGAAAUUCGAACACUAGUGGUCACUAGUUGUAGUGUUUGAAUUGUUGGAAGAAAUGGUCGCAUGGGGAUGUAGGAAUGGUAGGUUUAACGAACAGUGUCAAAUUUUGCCCCUUGAAUUGAAAGUGAAGUUCAUUUGAAUACUUUCGUAUGUAUUUCUGACUGUUUUAGAUCUACCUGCUCGAUUUAUAUCUGCUACGCUUCAUGUUGACAAGUCCUCAAAAUGGCGGCAAAACUUGGAGAUUGCCGAAAAUGAGGUAAGUUCACGCAGUUAUAAAGUUUUAGUAAAGGUCGGGCCGCAAAGUUUUUUUCCGUAGUUACCUUUUCUAUGGCACCUACUUCCUAGCUAUAUUAGUUGGAUCAGUUAACAACGCCUCACUUUUUCAAAAAUGUACCUUGAAUUUGAUCGGUUUUCGCGUGUGUGACUUAAGCGAACCGAUAAGGUGUCGUUCAAGUCUUCCUGUUUGCUUGAUUGAAACGUGAUGUUCACGAAUGUCGCGUCGAUGGAUAAGAUAGUGUUAAUAUACAUGGCUGUGGUAUUUGUUUUUUGCUGAGUUCCGUAGUUUGUUGUAAAUUGUCCGGCAAAGUUGCCUCAAAUUAACGUCUUGAAAAGUGUCACGACAGGCCUUCGCUCGAGUGAAAUUUAAUUUCCGUAAAACUCUGAAAAAUAAAGAGAUUCGAUCAAACGGAUUGUGGUUUUAGUAUAGGUACAUGAAUGUCUUACAACACACAAGAAAUGAGCUAAAUCUGUGUCUCAAGGAAAAUCGACCGGACCGCUCUUACAGAGACACUCUCUUAAGUUGAUCUUCGAUAGAGUACGUUUAGGAUUGUUCAGCUCCGCAAAUAUUCUCCAAAUAGCAGAUGUCGCCCUUCGAGAUGUCUUCUUGCUGUUCUUGCCGUGGUUUUAGCUAUUAUUUCGCCCAGUUCGUACUCUUGAAACGAGUGAAAUGUCCGCCAUUUUUGUUUUCACAACCAAAACAACUCAACAUUGUCCCAGGUCAUCUCGGUUAACGGUGCAUUAACCUACAAUAAAGCUUCACUUUUGACGUCAUCAGUUGAUUAAUCGCAAAAUUAUUGCAAAUUUGGUCAUCAGUAGCUGGUUAUGGUGAAUUAUGCACGUGCUUUUAGCCAACCAGAAUCGGGAAAUAUUUUGAAUGAAUAAUAAUGAUUAUUAGUCUUGGGUUAAGGAGAGAGCUCAUACAAUAAACCCCAAGGUUUCAAUUUGAGCUUCCUCGUCAGAAAAAUACUUUUAAUUCUUUUACAUACAAUUACGUCUCUUUAAUAUUUAACUGAUAUUUUUGUAAUGUACUGAAUGUCUGUUUUUAUACAUAUAUAUUUUUCUGGCUAAUAAACUGAAACUGAAAUUACAAUUAAUGGUUUUGGGGAUGCUGUUUCAUGAAUAUUAGAUGUUCGAGUUUCUUAUCAAUAUAACUCCAUUUCUUCAGGUGCAACUGGUCCCAAGGGUCCUCAGGGAGACCAGGGAGCGAUGGGAGCUAUGGGAGCGCCAGGGGAUCAAGGGGAUCAAGGAGCUGCAGGACCCCCUGGACCACCGGGCCCACCAGGACCUUCCGGUAUUCCUGCUACUUCGUCAAGCACUGCCUCCAUAACUCCAGUUGCUGCUGGAGCUUCUGGUUCCACUGGUGAGUACUUCCGAAUGCCUAAGCAACUUGGGGUGUAGCUUUAUAGAUAGGGGGCUAAAAUCUCUAAAGAUUAAAACCUCUAUUUUAUGUUCCAGGCUUAACUGGACCUAAGGGUCCUCAAGGUGACCAGGGAGCAAUGGGAGCUAUGGGAGCACCAGGGGAUCAAGGUGAUCAAGGAGCCGCAGGACCCCCUGGACCACCGGGGCCACCAGGACCUUCCGGUAUUCCUGCUACUUUCACAAGCACUGCCUCUAUAACUCCAGCUGCUGCUGGAGCUUCUGGUUCCACUGGUGAGUACUUCCGAAUGCCUAAGCAACUUGGAGUGUAGCUUUAUAGAUAGGGGGCUAAAAUCUCUAAAGAUUAAAACCUCUAUUUUAUGUUCCAGGCUUAACUGGACCUAAGGGUCCUCAAGGUGACCAGGGAGCAAUGGGAGCUAUGGAAGCACCAGGGGAUCAAGGUGAUCAAGGAGCCGCAGGACCCUCUGGACCACCGGGGCCACCAGGACCUUCCGGUAUUCCUGCUACUUUCACAAGCACUGCCUCUAUAACUCCAGCUGCUGCUGGAGCUUCUGGUUCCACUGGUGAGUACUUCCGAAUGCCUAAGCAACUUGGAGUGUAGCUUUAUAGAUAGGGGGCUAAAAUCUCUAAAGAUUAAAACCUCUAUUUUAUGUCCCAGGCUUUACUGGACCUAAGGGUCCUCAAGGUGACCAGGGAGCAAUGGGAGCUAUGGGAGCACCAGGGGAUCAAGGUGAUCAAGUAGCAGCAGGACCCCCUGGACCACCGGGGCCACCAGGACCUUCCGGUAUUCCUGCUACUUUCACAAGCACUGCCUCCAUAACUCCAGCUGCUGCUGGAGCUUCUGGUUCCACUGGUGAGUACUUCCGAAUGCCUGAGCAACUUGGGAUGUAGCUUUAUAGAUAGGGGGCUCAAAUUUCUAAAGAUUAAAACCUCAUUUUUUCCAGGCUUUACUGGACCUAAGGGUCCUCAAGGAGACCAGGGAGCAAUGGGAGCUAUGGGAGCACCUGGGGAUCAAGGCGAUCAGGGAGCUGCAGGACCCCCAGGACCACCGGGUCCACCUGGUACCCCAGGAAUACCGGCAACUAGUCCCUCCCUACAUGCAUGUCCAGCUAUUUGUGAUAAAUUUUGUGUUGGUUUCUGCCCUAAAUUAAACUGCUGUAAAAAGUCUCAAAUCCCUGCAAAAAAGGCGCUUGUGAAAGACACGCAGAACAUUAUGCCGAAAAAAGUUGAAUUAUCACUAAAUAGCCCAAAGGUGGCUUUGGUACCACAGCAGGCAAAGACAAAUUUACAAGUAAAACCAAGUGUUCAGGGACACCCGAUAGCCGUCACACAAAUACAUGGCCAUCCCCAAGUCCAGAUGAAAGAAAUGACUCCAGGGAAAACUCAAAAUAACGCGAAAAGGAAUAAGAUUAGGCACAUUAAACACAAGAAAUUAAAAUAG